Molecule: messenger RNA, 2000 nt
Organism: Phalacrocorax carbo (great cormorant)
Lineage: Eukaryota; Metazoa; Chordata; Aves; Suliformes; Phalacrocoracidae
Source: RefSeq, a predicted model, not a curated record
AUGGCGGCGGAGGAGCGGGGGUGCGCGGCUGGGGCUGUGUCCGCCGCCGGCGCCGUGCUCGCCGCUACCCGCCUGCAGGCCUACGCCUGGUGCCGCGAGUUCCUCGCCGGCUCCUGGAAGCUCAUCGAGCCCGAGGAGUUCAGCAUCGAGCCUGUCAGCGGGGGGCUCAGCAACCUGCUCUUCAAGUGCGCGCUGCCGGAGCACAUCCUCAGCGUGGGGGACGAGCCCCGGCAGGUGCUGCUGCGCGUCUAUGGGGCCAUCCUGCAGGGCGUGGACUCACUGGUGCUGGAGAGCGUGAUGUUCGCCAUCCUCGCCGAGCGGGCGCUGGGGCCGCGCCUCUAUGGGGUCUUCCCCCAGGGGCGCCUGGAGCAGUACAUUCCGAGCCGGCGCCUGCGGACCCAGGACCUGCAGGACCCCGCCAUCUCCAAGGAGAUUGCGGUGAAGAUGUCCCGGUUCCACGGCAUGGUGAUGCCCUUCAACAAGGAGCCCAAGUGGCUGUUUGGGACCAUGGAGUGGUACCUGACGCAGAUUAUGGAGCUCACCUUCCCCGAGGAAGGACAGCUGAAGAAGUUCAACCACCUCAAGACUUACAACCUGCAGGAAGAGAUGAAGAGCCUCAGGGAGCUGCUGGAGUCCACCCCCUCGCCGGUUGUCUUCUGCCACAACGACGUCCAGGAAGGGAACAUCCUGCUGCUAGCCGGGCACGAGGCUUCCUCCUCUGACAAGCUCAUGCUCAUUGACUUUGAGUACAGCAGCUACAACUACCGGGGCUUCGACAUUGGCAACCACUUCUGUGAGUGGGUUUACAACUACACCCACGAUUCCUGGCCCUUCUUCAAGGCUUCCCCGGAGAACUACCCCAGCCGACAGCAGCAGCUGCAUUUCAUUCGGCACUACCUCUCGGAGGACUCGGGGCGACGCGGGGACACUACGCAUGAGGAGCAGGCUCGUAUCGAGGAGGAGAUGCUCACAGAGAUCAACCGGCAAAGAUCUCCACCAUCGAGUUCGGGUACCUGGACUAUGCACAGAGCCGCUUCGAUGCCUACUUCCAGCACAAGGCGCAGUGCUCCUGAAAGCGGCCGCUGCAGCCCUGCCUGCGCCCGCCUCGACUCCGCAGCCUCCCCCUGCCCACCCUGGCAGUGCCUGUGCCAUGGGGCAGGUCAGGGACGCGGUGUCCCCUCCCGCCUGGGCUGCCCCCCAUGUGGCGAAGGGGGCUGCUCCCCAGCCUGGGCUGCCCGGACGGGGCCUGUAAUGGUUGGGGGGGCCUGAUGUCUGCCCCAGAUGCCCCUAAAGUCUGGGGAAGGGGCGGGCAGGCCGGGGAGCUGGGUCUGCCCAGGCACGUGCCCCCUGGAAAAGGGGACAUCCUGGCACGUCCUGGGGCUGUCUUUGCUGCCGCUGCUGCAGCGAUGGCCCCCCGACAGUUGCCCCAGCCCUGCCUGACCGUGCCCCGUCUCUGCCUGUCCCUGUGGUGCUGCCUGCGGCUGCCCCCUCGCUGCCUCCAGCAUGUCCCCCGGUGGUGGCGUGUCCCUUCCCUCUGCGCUGCUGGCACUGAGCGGGGCUUGAGCUGUGCCUCCCGGCUGGGGGGAGCCCCCUGCCCUGGCCAGCACUGCGGGGGCUGCUGCAGCCCGGACCCGGGGGACCGGGUGGCUCGGCUGUCCUGGCUGCCCCUUGCACAGCCCUGCCUGGAGCUGCGGUCCUGCCUGCUGCGAGGGGUCCAGGCAGCGAUGCUGAGAGGUCCCAGGGUGCUGCAGGGGGCAGAGGGGUGUGAGGGACCUCCACUUCCAUCUCAUUCCCCCACACACCCUUUCCCCAACCUCUGGGGGCUGAGGCAGGACCCGCGAGCUGUUCCACCGGCCCCUGGGCUUCCCUGCGGCUCUCAGCUGCGUGGUGUCGCUGCUCGGCUGGGCUGGGGGCUGCUCCUUCCCUUCCCCACCCCCACCCCCCCGACAGCAGAAUGUAAAGUGUCCUCAGACCAAUAAACGCUGCGGUGGUGCACGGUG